GCCAUGCGUAGCUUUUCCCACCAGCAUUUUGCAAUAAGACGCGCUAGCCUAGUCCAGUUACUCAUACUUGUUAGUCUAGCCUUCUAGCUCCGGGGGACCCAGCUUCCCACCGUCUCAACCAUCUCGCUUCGUGCAGCAUUUCUAGCACCCCACUGCUCACCGCUACCCUCAUCGCGAGUGCACCCACGCGUCCUGCGAACCGUUUCCCGCGCCCGCUGCGCCUCCAAGCUUCCUACCGCUGCCCAUUACCCACUUUCCGCCCCCCUCGGCGCUGGUUGGCUGCAAAACGGGACCCGCUUCCCGCUAUUUCCCGCUUCGCGCAGCCCAUGCGAACCGCAUCGACUCGCCCACCUUCCCAUGCCACCAUGUCGUUGCUUCCCGCAGCGACUCGCUCCCCAGAGCCCGCUGUGCAGCCCUUCCUCGCUUCCCGCUGCCUUCCCGAUUCCCGGUUCCUGCAAGCUCUGCGCUUGCGGAAUGUUUGGCGCCGUUCGAUAGGCGCGGGGACAGAGAUGGAGAGAGGGGCGACGAAUAGAGGAGAGAGAGGGGGGUGGAUAGGAGGCGCGUGAAGAGGGAGGAAAUGAGCUCGCUUCCCACAGCAUCUCAUUGCAGUGCAACGACUUUUGGGACUGUUCUGUGCUCCGGUCCCAAGGCUCCAGUCCUGUGCUCCAGUCCCAAGGCUCCAGUCCUGUGCUCCAAACCCCCUGUCCAUACCCUCGCCAUACAUGUUUUUGGAAUAUCAUAACGUUAUUGUUAUUAUCUUGUUGAAUUCCACCAGCGAUUCAGACCGUUAUGAGGUUGAGCAAGCAGUGCCAAGUAUCA
Molecule: messenger RNA, 819 nt
Organism: Closterium sp. NIES-67
Lineage: Eukaryota; Viridiplantae; Streptophyta; Zygnematophyceae; Desmidiales; Closteriaceae
Source: the annotation of a GenBank genome assembly